Messenger RNA from Dermacentor andersoni, 1103 nucleotides. RefSeq lists its product as uncharacterized. NCBI's taxonomy places the organism in Eukaryota, Metazoa, Arthropoda, Arachnida, Ixodida, Ixodidae. The record is from RefSeq and is a predicted model, not a curated record.
CACAGGUGCGCAGUAGGUUAGGUUGUCUUGAAAAGUGCCGUACGCUAAGGCAAUCAGCAAGCGUCAUCAGAGGAAGCUUUCCAAAUCGUCCUAAUACAGUACAAGAAACGUAAAGGUACCUACGGCUGCUGUCAAAACCUAGCAUCAAAGUUCCGGUGGAAAACGCCCCCACGAUGACGUACGAUCCACAUAAGCCUAUGUCACCCGACUUCCUCAACUACUUCCUUCGCAUUACUCGCAAAAACGGAUAUCAUUGCGUUAUUCCCUAUGGCUGGAAGCUCGCAGACAAGGCCGCAUAUAUACACGACACGUUGAGACCACCCUUGUACGAUGGCUGGACAUUUCGAGUGUUUUUUUACGCUAUGGAUCCAGUUCAGUCAGACACUGCAGUGCAAGUUGCAUGGAACGACAUAGAUCCGUCCUAUUAUGUAAUCAGAGCAGUAGCUCAAGGGGGCCGUCCAAGCGUGACUGGUUACACACACAACGCAGAUAUUUCUGACCAAUUUGUGGCAAAUGAUAUUAAACAAGGCGAAUAUUUCUCUUUAGCUAUUCAAAUCGAUGGUGAACAUCAUAAUUUCAGGGGACUUUUUAAUGACCUUAAAGGCAACACGCAUAGUAUGUCGAGUAUAAGCAAUGUCACAAAAUGGCAUUACAAGAUUACUCCAUCUUUGAAUGUUAUUACUUCAAUCCAUGUAUACGAUAAUCUGGCAACGGCAUUCCCAGAAUUUGGCCUCGGAGAAGAAUUUCUUCUUCAGCCCGUUCGCCUCGGCGUCGGAUCAUACGGAAUUUUUGAUUUGAAAUACGGCUCUGGCAGCGGAGAUCUCACGAUUGCAUUUAAUGAUGAAAACCAGCGCAGGAGCCACCAUUAUGAUUCAGCGAAGUUGACGCCUGGUGAAAUAUUCACGGUGUAUAUUCGUAACACGCCGGUGGGGUGGCUUAUAUAUCCAAGUUUUCAGGCAACGCCAGACCUCCUAGUACAUGAAUUCUAUGAUAGUCUCAUCUCGCCUAUAUUCUCCCCAGCAGGCAUCUUAAUGAUGAACAUGGAAUCCUCCUACUAAACCUAAUUGGUGCCAUUGCAGGAAUAAACAGAUUCUACUCUAUUA